CUUCCCUCAUACAUCAAUCAAUAUAACAACAGGAAUACCACAACUCACUGAUUACGAUAUAUCGUGACCAAUUACCCCUUGUCCAUCCAACACUUUGGCCAUUUGCACAUUUGUUCAGGGUAUUGCAAGGUACUGACCCUAGGUAGGCAACACAACUCCUAACCGGGAUUGUCCCCAAACUUCCUUGUCGGUUUCUACCAUUUCUACGUUGUUAAUGCUUUAAGGCAGAUACGGGCCAUGUAGAGUCCCUUUAAGUAUUUACUAAGGCUCAUCUUACAAAGCUUUUAGUCGGGGUACGGAGAACAGAGGCAACGAUAUUUACAGAUUAAAGCCUAUAAGACGGAUUGACGCAAAACGCCCGUUUGCAAUAAUGUCAGCAUAUAGAAUGGAUAGCCUAGGGCAGAAGUCCAGUGCACCUAGCAAAUGGACUCGAAAUCAGGAAUCUCAAUCCCGAAAUCUGAAGCCCGAUGCAAAGUCUAAAAAUGAGACUCUCAAGCCUGAGACAGUCGGAUACUUCAAUCCUUCCCUCAAGGACCCCCAUAAUACUGGCAUCAUCGCCGUAGGAAAGUACACAGUCUUCACAAACAUCUUUCCAUUCACCGAUCGCCUAAGACAGCUCGCUGUUUCCCAUGGGGAAGACAGUGUCAAGACAGUAUGGACGAAUUGUCUUCAGGAGACAGCGUUGGCGUGGUACUUUACGGAACUCACGGAUAUGGAGAAAGAUGCUCUCCAAAAGUUGAGUUUGGAUUGGGUUAUCUAUAAACUCAUCAAAGCGUUUCGCAAGUCACCUAGCGAGGCUUUGCAGAGUCUGAAGUCAGCCUCCUUCACCCUACUUGACCUGAAGAGAGGCAAGAGAUUGAGGCCUUUUGUUUAUGGUAUCAUUCAAGAUGCAAGAGCGUGUGACUUACCGCCUAAGAUCCAGUUGCUAUAUGCCUUCGAGGCUUUCGACGUUGAGAUCCAAUCCCAGCUGUCAAAGCCUACAGACAGCACUACCCUUGGAGCGUUCUUCCAACAGCUUGACGACAGGGAGAGUGUUCUUCUAGCAAAGGCCAGACAGUUACCUAUAUCCCAGGAUCUCCAGCUCCAGCAAGGUUAUUCCCGGCCCCAAUGGACUCCCUCCAACCAGGCUUCCAACCAAAAUUACAAUUCUGGGAUGCAAGGAUAUCUACAUGAAGGUCGAAUUCCACUCCUAGGCCAGAAUUCCGGGAAUAAUGGUCAGGAGCCGAGAAAUUAUGCUGCGCCCCCUAGAUACCCAUAGCUCCGAGGUACGGAGACCGACCUAGAUGACCCCUUCGCAGAUCCCUGGUAUCAAGACGCUUUAUGGGAAGCUAUGGAUAAUCUCCAGAGAUUUGGAUUCGAAGACUUUGAGAUUUUCCGAGUCGAGUUCACGGAAGCUAGCAUGACAUAUAGAAC
Messenger RNA from Daldinia loculata, 1413 nucleotides. RefSeq lists its product as uncharacterized. The record is from RefSeq and is a predicted model, not a curated record. The transcript has a single exon. NCBI's taxonomy places the organism in Eukaryota, Fungi, Ascomycota, Sordariomycetes, Xylariales, Hypoxylaceae. The coding region runs from base 371 to 1258 and encodes 295 amino acids.